This is a messenger RNA of Parnassius apollo (apollo), 3498 nucleotides long. The record is from the annotation of a GenBank genome assembly. Lineage: Eukaryota; Metazoa; Arthropoda; Insecta; Lepidoptera; Papilionidae.
AUGAAAGUCGAGAUAUUUGGAAUUAUUCGGUCUAUGAUGUCUUUCAGACUUACCGGAGGAACUAAAGAUUACAUUGUAAUAGGUUCAGAUUCUGGAAGAAUCGUUAUACUGGAGUAUAUACCUGCUAAGAACAUUCUAGAAAAGGUUCAUCAAGAAACAUUUGGCAAAUCUGGCUGCCGUAGAAUAGUACCUGGUCAAUAUCUAGCCAUAGAUCCUAAAGGCAGAGCUGUAAUGAUAGGUGCAAUUGAAAAACAAAAGCUGGUUUACAUUCUCAAUAGGGAUGCUGAGGCAAGAUUGACAAUUUCCUCGCCUCUAGAAGCCCAUAAAUCAAACACAUUAGUUUACCACAUGGUGGGUGUAGAUGUAGGUUUUGAAAAUCCAAUGUUUGCCUGUUUAGAAAUUGAUUAUGAAGAAGCCGACUCUGAUCCCACUGGUGAAGCUGCACAAAAAACUCAACAAACUUUAACUUUCUAUGAAUUGGAUUUGGGUUUAAACCAUGUAGUAAGAAAAUAUUCUGAACCUUUAGAAGAACAUGCAAAUUUUCUCAUAACAGUACCUGGUGGUAAUGACGGACCUUCUGGAGUUCUCAUAUGUUCAGAAAACUAUUUGACAUACAAAAAUCUGGGUGACCAACAUGAUAUCCGUUGCCCAAUACCUAGGCGGCGUAAUGAUUUGGAUGAUCCUGAAAGAGGGAUGAUAUUUGUGUGCUCAGCUACACAUAAAACAAAAUCAAUGUUUUUCUUUUUGGCUCAAACUGAACAAGGUGAUAUUUUCAAAAUUACAAUUGAAACUGACGAGGACAUGGUGACAGAAAUUAAACUCAAAUACUUUGACACAGUGCCUGUUGCAUCAUCUAUGUGUGUUUUGAAAACUGGAUUUCUUUUUGUGGCCUGUGAAUUUGGAAACCACUACUUGUAUCAAAUUGCUCACUUGGGUGAUGAAGAUGAUGAGCCUGAAUUUAGUUCUGCAAUGCCCUUAGAAGAAGGUGAUACUUUCUUCUUUGCUCCAAGACCUCUCCGAAAUUUGGUGUUAGUUGAUGAAUUGGAUUCGCUUUCUCCUAUAUUAGCCUGCCGUGUUGCUGAUUUGACUGGGGAAGAUACACCUCAAGUUUAUUUAGCAUGUGGUAGAGGUCCUCGAUCGUCUAUAAGAGCUUUAAGGCACGGUUUAGAAGUGGCUGAAAUGGCCGUUUCUGAAUUGCCUGGUUCUCCUAAUGCUGUAUGGACUGUCAAGCGACAUAAAGAUGAGGAAUAUGAUUCUUACAUCAUUGUAUCAUUCGUAAAUGCUACACUUGUGCUGUCUAUUGGUGAAACUGUUGAAGAAGUAACUGACUCUGGUUUCUUGGGUACAACACCGACACUUAGCUGUCAUGCAUUGGGUAAUGAUGCCCUGGUACAAGUUUACCCUGAUGGUAUAAGACAUAUAAGAGCAGAUAAACGUGUCAAUGAAUGGAAAGCACCAGGAAAGAAAUCCAUAGUAAAAUGUGCUGUAAACCAGAGACAAGUUGUGAUAGCUUUGACUGGUGGUGAACUUGUGUAUUUCGAGAUGGACCCGACUGGGCAGCUAAAUGAAUACACUGAAAGGAAGAAGCUAUCAUCAGAUGUUUCAUGUAUGGCACUGGGUUCAGUUGCAACUGGUGAACAACGGGCUUGGUUUUUAGCUGUGGGAUUAAAUGAUAACACUGUCAGAAUUAUUUCUUUGGAUCCAUCGGAUUGUUUGGCACCUCGCUCAAUGCAAGCCUUACCAGCCGGUGCAGAAUCCUUGUGCAUUGUUGAACAACCAUUUGAAUCUGGUGCCAAAUCUGCACUACACCUAAAUAUAGGUUUAAGCAAUGGAGUACUCCUUAGAACUACAUUGGACUCUGUGAGUGGUGACCUAGCAGACACUAGAACCAGAUAUUUGGGUUCAAGACCAGUAAAGUUAUUUAAAGUGAGAGUGCAGGCAACAGAAGCUGUACUUGCUGUGUCCUCGAGAACUUGGUUGGGAUAUCAUUACCAAAAUCGUUUCCAUUUAACACCUCUUUCAUACGAGUGUUUAGAAUAUGCUGCAGGAUUCAGCUCAGAACAAUGUGCUGAGGGUAUUGUGGCAAUUUCUUCGAACACAUUGAGAAUUCUUGCAUUAGAAAAACUAGGAGCAGUAUUUAACCAGACAUACUUGCCAUUAGAAUAUACACCACGAAAAUUUGUUAUUAAUUCUGACAAUAAUAACAUUAUUGUUCUGGAGACUGAUCACAAUUCCUACACAGAAGAAAUGAAGAAGCAAAGAAGAAUCCAAAUGGCGCAAGAAAUGAGAGAAGCAGCUGCUGGAGGUGGUCCAGAAGAACAACAAUUAGCAAAUGAAAUGGCAGAUGCUUUUCUGUCUGAUGUCUUGCCUGAGAAUAUUUUUUCUUCACCAAAAGCUGGUGCAGGUAUGUGGGCAUCACAAAUCCGUGUAAUGGAUAUGGGAGUUAGUGGUGGUCAACCAAGUACUUUAUUUAAGCUGCCUUUGGAACAGAAUGAAGCUGCUGUCUCACUUUGUAUCAUACGUUGGUCGGCACACGCCGAACACGCACAACCGCAUUUAGUAGUAGGAGUUGCAAAAGACAUGAUCCUUUCACCAAGAUCUUGUACGGAAGGCAGUUUACAUGUGUACAAGAUACUUAGCAAUACUGGGAAAUUGGAGCUAGUUCAUAAAACCCCCAUCGAUGAAUAUCCUGGGGCUUUAGCGGCUUUCAAUGGGAAACUUUUAGCUGGGGUGGGUCGCAUGCUAAGAAUGUAUGAUAUAGGACGGCGGAAAUUAUUGCGCAAAUGUGAAAAUAGACACAUUCCAAAUCUUAUUGCAGACAUUAAAACCAUUGGACAGAGAAUGUUUGUAUCAGACGUACAAGAAUCAGUAUUUUGUGUUAAGUACAAGAAAAGAGAAAAUCAAUUAAUAAUAUUUGCUGAUGAUACUAACCCUAGAUGGAUAACAAACACUUGCAUAUUAGAUUAUGAUACAGUAGCAAUGUCUGAUAAGUUUGGCAAUAUAGCUGUGAUAAGAUUACCUCAUUCUGUAAGUGACGAUGUAGAUGAAGAUCCCACUGGAAAUAAGGCUCUGUGGGAUAGAGGUUUGCUGAAUGGAGCAUCACAAAAGGGUGAAAUCGUAGUUAAUUUUCAUGUUGGAGAAACUGUAACAUCCUUACAAAGGGCUACAUUAAUACCAGGAGGAUCUGAAGCACUACUUUAUGCAACAAUUAGCGGAUCUCUAGGAGUCUUACUUCCGUUUACCUCUAGAGAAGACCAUGACUUCUUCCAACACUUGGAAAUGCACAUGAGGAGUGAAAAUUCUCCACUGUGUGGUCGAGAUCAUUUAUCCUUUAGAAGUUACUAUUACCCAGUGAAGAAUGUCAUAGAUGGUGAUCUCUGCGAACAGUUCAAUUCUCUAGAACCCGCAAAACAGAAGGCGAUUGCGGGCGACCUUGAACGAACGCCUGCUGAAGUAUCCAAAAAGCUUGAGGAUAUUAGAACUAGAUACGCUUUCUAA